AUGACCUUCCUCUGGCUUCUCUCCUGCUGCGCCCUCCUGGGCACGGCCUUUGUCCUGGGUGGGACCUUGGCCUCCACCCCUCACUCCAUACUUCCACCCUCAGGCUGUGGGGUCCCUGCCAUCCACCCUGUGCUGAGCGGCCUGUCCAGGAUCGUCAACGGGGAGGAGGCUGUCCCCGGCUCCUGGCCCUGGCAGGUGUCCCUGCAGGACAGAACCGGCUUCCACUUCUGCGGGGGCUCCCUCAUCAGCGAGGACUGGGUGGUCACCGCCGCCCACUGCAGUGUCAGAACAUCCCAUCUGGUCGUGGCCGGGGAGUUUGACCAGGGCUCAGAUGCCGAGGACAUCCAGGUGUUGAAGAUUGCCAAGGUUUUCAAGAACCCCAGGUACAACCCGUUCACCAACAGCAAUGACAUCACCCUGCUGAAGCUGGCCACGCCUGCGCGCUUCUCCAAGACCGUGUCUGCCGUGUGCCUGCCCAGCGCUAACGAUGACUUCCCCGCCGGGACGCUGUGCGCCACGACUGGCUGGGGCCUGACCAAACACACCAAUGCCAACACCCCCGACAGGCUGCAGCAGGCGACUCUGCCCCUCCUGUCCAACACCGACUGCAAGAAAUACUGGGGCAGCAAGAUCACCAAGAGCAUGGUCUGCGCCGGCGCCAGCGGCGUGUCCUCCUGCAUGGGCGACUCUGGUGGCCCCCUGGUCUGCCAGAAGGAUGGAGCCUGGACCCUGGUGGGCAUCGUGUCCUGGGGCAGUGGCACCUGCUCCACCUCCAGCCCCGGCGUGUAUGCCCGCGUCACUGCACUCAUCCCCUGGGUGCAGCAGAUCCUGGCAGCCAACUGAUGACCAGGCUUCACCCUGGCCUCCCUGCUGACCUUGCUUCCACAAAGCCUCAAUA
Molecule: messenger RNA, 898 nt
Organism: Delphinapterus leucas (beluga whale)
Lineage: Eukaryota; Metazoa; Chordata; Mammalia; Artiodactyla; Monodontidae
Source: RefSeq, a predicted model, not a curated record